Seminavis robusta is the source of this 1971-nucleotide messenger RNA. The record is from the annotation of a GenBank genome assembly. Lineage: Eukaryota; Bacillariophyta; Bacillariophyceae; Naviculales; Naviculaceae.
AUGAUGAGCUCACUUUUUUGUUCAACCGGAUUGCUAGAGUUGCAUACCCAACGAACAAGGAAGAUUUUGAUUGUUGAUAAGCCUAGGCCAGAUCAACCCCCCCCCCCCAAAUUUCAAUUUCCUUUUCUAUCCAUCUUCUAUUCAAUACCUAUCAAUUGCAAAAUGAAGUUCUCUUCUUCUAUCAUGAAGCUGCUCUCGUGGUCAUGGACCACCGACAACGACAACAGCAACACCAAGAAGACCCCCGUUCUCCAGGUCGACAAGGAGAUGACGGGCAACGACAACAACAACGACAAGGAUGUUCCUGCAGCAGAGGAAGUCCCAACAUUCCAACUGGACGAGUUGGACAAAGAUGUCGUCCAAACCGCGGCACUGUUGCACACGUAUGGAACGAAUCCUGAUGUGGAGUUCCAGCAGCACGGUCGCUACCUAGGUGCCUAUGACCUGUCCCUGGUUCCUGCGGAUCAGCAUGGUCACUACGGAUGCGACAAAUACAACCAGCACCGGCCCAAAGGUUGUCGCAUCAAACCAAAUCAAUCCGCCAACGCUCGCUGGAAGACCCAUUACGGUCAAGACACCGAACGGAGCAAUGGAAACCGUUUAUCCUUUGCUCCCGUCAACACUGUAGUGGGGUACUCUUCUGAAGAGGGUGAAGAAGACGAAAGCCGCCGUGUUUAUCGAGACAUGAAGAAACAUGUGCCACAGGCCCGAUACGAAUUCUGGCACGAAGCCCAACAACAAUUCAUUUCCGUCGGCACACCCACACCCCACGAACGUGUCUUGGAUCUCGUGCAGUUGAUUCAAGAGUACGGAUACCAACAAGUGGCCCGAUGGAUGACCAACAACCUAUGGUUCCAAAGCGACAAAGCGUACCUAAGACAAGCCAAACUGUACAUUCAAAUUGAUGCCGUGCAUCAAGACCCCGAGGCACUUGUCAAUUUCAUCAAGGCGAAGAAAGGAAACGACAAGAAAGUCUCACACUGGUUCAUGGUUAACGAAAAGGACACUUACAUGUUCGAACUCGCCAUGUGCCACUUGCACCACGGUGGAAUUCAGCGAAACCUCGACGACGAAAUUUGCACCUUGAAUACGCGAGAACAGAUUGCCAAUCGACGAUUCGUCUAUCGCAAGGUCAAGGAUGUCUGCAUGGAAGAUGCAGCACCUGUAGUAGAAGUAGAACAACCAACAACAACAACUAAAGACGUCGAGGCAGUAGAAAAAGUCUCGACCGUCGACGACAACAACAAGAUGGCAUCCGAUGCCACAAUCACAUGCGAAGCGGCGGUGGUUCUCACAUGCAUAGCAGUGGUCCCAUACAUUCAAAAGUGGCAUGUGAAACGCUUCAAGAUCAGUGUGCAUGGACAACAACCAUUUGUUUUGGAGAUGCGAAUGAAGAAUGGUGUGCUACUUGGAGUGGUACCCAACAACAUUCUCGCAGCCUUGAUGAAGGAUGGUGGCGACCUUGUCAAGGAAAUGAUGCGGCGGCACAAGGCACAACAAUUGGAGGCAGGCGUUGCCUCGGAUGAUACAGAUUACAAAUUUGUGACUGGCCAAGUGGUAGCUGAAGAACCACUGGUCGAGGUCGAGGUCGAGGAACAACAACAAGUUGCUGCUGAAGAACCACUGGUCGACAACCGAGUCGAUGAGGAGGACAAUGUGGACACAGCACAAUCAACGUUGCGACGAUCAAAGAGACGCAUGGCGGCAAUUGCAUCUCAAAGAAUCGCAGAACAAAUCAAGACAAAGCCAAUUCGGGUGGCAGAAAAACAACCUAGAAUUUAUAAACGUAGAUGCGCGGCGGCCAGGAAGUUGACAAAGCCAAAGGUGAAGGGCAAGAAGACACAGCCAAAUGCGAAGGGCAAGAAAAUGACGACAAGACCUGUGACGGACACACAGCAGCAAGCAACAGUUCAGACAACAACGCUUUCCGGACGACGAGUAAGAAAGCCUGACCGGUACAUUCCAGUCUAG